This is a messenger RNA of Epithele typhae, 1332 nucleotides long. RefSeq lists its product as uncharacterized. The record is from RefSeq and is a predicted model, not a curated record. Lineage: Eukaryota; Fungi; Basidiomycota; Agaricomycetes; Polyporales; Epitheliaceae. The transcript is spliced from 5 exons. Bases 1 to 1332 code for a protein of 443 amino acids.
AUGUUGGCCGUCCACGUCUACGAGGGCCGGAAGUGGCUUGGCUGGUACAACACCCCCGGUAGCUACGAGAUUGCGAAGCGGUGCGGACAGCUGUCCCGUUCGCGCUUCUGGGACGGGCUGUACCCUGGACCCAACCUGACACCCGCGAGGGGCUCCCGGUAUCGAUGCGUCCAAUCGGGCACGAUUAUGGUGAAGACGGGCCACAUCGCCAGCAUCUUCCAGCAGCACUGCGAUCAAUUGAAGCCUCAGGAGUGGGGCGCCGAGGCAUUCCGUAUCACGUCCAAGACGACCCUGGUGGCCAUCAUCCCCAUCUUCGCCUCCGUCGUCACUUGCGUAGCGUGCGCGCUGCACGAGGACUGGAUUUGCUUCGCGAUGAUCCUCGCAGGGAUCCUCGCCAACGGUCUCUCUUGCUACUGGAUCGGUUCCGGAACGCUCACCUUCACGCGGCCCGAGCCCGCGGGAGGCGCGCUCCCCGUGCACGGCAUCCUGAAUGACGGCGAGCAGAUCAUCAUCCUCAAAGGUCCCGAGGGCGCGGUCAACGUGGUCACCCGCGGCGCGUUCUCGCUCGACUACGGCUGCGACGAGAGAUACCACCGGAUCGGGGUGUGCGCGCUCCUCCUCAUGACGCAGUUCCUCGCCCAGCUGCUGCUGCUCCCACAAGGGACGCACUUUGGCCAGAUUAUGUUCCUCACGUCCCUCGCGGUCUCAUGGCUGCACAACAUCUACCUCUCCGCCGAGUUGUCACUCAACCGCGACAGCAUGAAACGCCAUAUCCUUAUGAAGAAGAUCCUGCAGGACCCACACAUAGUCAAGUACACGCUCGGAACCCCUGCAGCCAUGGCCGUCUUCACCCUCCUUGGCCACUCCGACUCGGGCGCGGAACGGGACGAGGCUGACAAGGAGUCGCUCCGGAGCCUGUUCGACGAGCUCCUCCCGAACAACACGCCCACGUGGCAGGAGUGGAAGGACGAGACGCUUCGCAAGGUGCUCGAGCGCCACCGCGGCGCACUGUCCAUCUCCCAGCUCGGGGUGGAGGCGGUUGGGCAGCCGUACACGCCGGAGCAGCCCCUAGCCCUGCUCAACACCUUGAACUGGGACGUGGGCGCAGCGUUCUGUGCGUACGGGUCCCUGUGCCAGAGCCUCGUCAAGGAGGUGUGGGGACGCCACAACAGCGAGGACACGUCGAAACCUACCCACCCUAUGCACGACCAUCAUCUGAGUGACCUCAUGAGGCGCCGCAAAUACUCAGUUGUGCAGGAGGUGGAGGUUGGUGACUUCAUCCCCUCCAGCAGUGGCAUGAUACCGCUAGGGGGUGGUGGGGUCCUCCGCUAG